UAUAUAUUACCCUCCCACGCUCCUCCUGCCACUCUCCCCCACUGGUCCUACGCCACACCAAACCAAUCAGAAUUCAGAAGGAGCAGGAGCUGAGAGCACACGCGGUGGAGGCCGGGCAAGCCUGCAGCCGCGAGGAGGCCGUCGUCGUCGCUCGGAGAUUAUGGCGGACUGGGCGCCGGUGUUCAUCGGGCUGGUCCUGUUCAUCCUCCUCUCCCCGGGGCUGCUGUUCCAGAUCCCCGGCAAGGGCCGGAUCAUCGAGUUCGGCAACUUCCAGACCAGCGGCCUCUCCAUCCUCAUCCACGCCAUCAUCUACUUCACCCUCAUCGCCAUCUUGCUCCUCGCCAUCGGCGUCCACGUGUACCUCGGCUAGCCACCAGUCCACCAUAGCGGCGGCGGCCUCCUCGAUCUCUGACCGGCCAGAUUAGGUACAGUGGUAGAGGCAUGUUCAGCUCCAUUGGUGGUUGGCUUGGUAUACUAGUAUAGUGGGGUGGGUCUAUGUGAUAUGGUGGUGGUGUUCUUUGGGCAUUUGUCAGGUUAAAGGCUCACUUCUGUUCUGCAAAAUGUAGUCUUAUCUCUUAUGUGCAGUACUACUGCUUCUCAUGAUGACAGUCAUCGUCUUUCAGCAUGUCUCUCCUUUUAGCAUGAGUUGUUAGUACUGGAUAACUGAGCUUGGAUUUGCUCGAGAUGUUAGUAGUCAUGAGGGUCGAUUUGUUGCCACACUUUGUUCUGAACUUUUUUGCUGCUCUUCUUUCUCA
Messenger RNA from Panicum hallii, 755 nucleotides. RefSeq lists its product as uncharacterized. The coding region runs from base 161 to 370 and encodes 69 amino acids. The transcript has a single exon. The record is from RefSeq and is a predicted model, not a curated record. NCBI's taxonomy places the organism in Eukaryota, Viridiplantae, Streptophyta, Magnoliopsida, Poales, Poaceae.